AUGUCAGUGGGUAUUUACUCGCUGAAGGCGGAGACGAAUGCAAGCAGCACCGGUGGAUCCCGUGGGCUUAAUAGAAUGCGGCGUUUACCGGCGAUUCAGUUGGAUUCAUGGGAGUUCCGUAAACACGCGCGGGAAGGCUCCGUCAUGCCGAAUGCGCUUGUCGCAUCUGACGUGGAUGGCGAUGGCGUGGAAGAAAUUGUUGUUGGUACCACGGAGGGGCAAAUUCUUGUGGUGAAGCCGGACCAUCGCAUGCCAAUCUUCUCCCGCACGCUUGCCGCAACCAUCUCCAUUGUGUUGUAUAGCGCAACCUACCGUCGACUUGUAUUGGUGACGCUGGAAGGAACAUGCGAGGUCACGGAGGGGUUUCUAUCAGGCGGUUGCAAAGUCCCACCAUCCGCCUCCAGCAACGCACUCCAAAGCAAGAGUCAGUGUGACUGGGGAUUGCCACCCUCUCUGGAGCCCAGCAAUCACAUGAAUCACGGCUGGGGUGGUCACGACGAGGGAAAAAAGUCAAUCCCCCCAUCCACUUCUUCACAUGUCUUUUGUAUCGUCCCAAACUGCACGUGCGGCGAUAUUACGGCAGAAGUGGGUGGCACGACGAUAUUUCUUGGCGCCCACAAUUGUAUAUAUGUGUACUCCAUCACAACAGACGGGGAGUGUCUUGGAUCUCUCUUGCUGCAGGCACCCGUAACCUCCAUGAAGUGUUUUACUGUGCCGUUUGCUACAGAAGGUCAUUUGCGCAUCAUCAACGCUCCUCUAUUCCCUUGUAGGAAUGCUGCGGCAACACCGCAGACAACUUUCGACGGUUCUACUCCCAGAAAUGAUGCAGUGUUUAUUGGAUCAUCCACCCAGACCGUAGCAGGUGCAACAUUGCUCCUGGUAAGUUGUGGUGAACGGCUUGUUUUAUUGAACGCAUCCAGCCAAGAUGUAAAGGAGUGGGGAGGCUCAGGCAACCUGCGGUGUGUUGCAACACAGGAGUGUCCAUUAGGGGAUUUUCCAUUAACAGGUGGUCCAAAUAUUCACACGGCUUAUUCCUCCUCCUUUUAUACCACGGACGUAUUAAAUCCUUAUGAGGUGACGGGUACUCGGAGGACACCUUUGCAGCCAUUAUGGCAAUGCUCCAUGAGUCGAACCUCAGAAAUGCAACAACGACAGCGGUGGCCAUUGAAGUCCUCCAUGGAUGAGGGCCACACACAGAGCGGUUUUUUUGACCUGUCGACAGUGAGCCUUCCGGUUUCUUCACCAGAUACUUGUAACGUGGUACCGCGUGAAGAAUUGUUGCUGUCGCCACGUAGGCAGCAGUUACAGCGUGGUGUCUGCGACACCGCCGCUGCAGGCGCCUUAUUAAAUUACAAGGAGGAUAGUGAGACGGCAUUGGAUUUACUUGAGAAUGAUUUGCCUGUUUCUUUUGCGGUGGAUGUGGCGGUGAGUAAAAAUAAAUUGCAGUUUGCCAUUGUCAGCGAAGAUGGGCGUUGGCUUAUCCUUGAGAUGUCGCCUGCGUGCGGUGAGGGUUCUAUGGGGGCGGUCCCAAGGACGUUAAGUACAAAACAACAUGAAAAUGGAAAUGAAUACCCUCCUAAUAAAUGGUUUUCCGCCACUAUUGUGUGCCUAGCGUCGGGAUGUUUGAAGCCACAGUGGUUUCUUUCGUGUGUUUGUAAUUUCUGUGUCCGACAAGAUGAGUUUUGUACCGUAUUUCUCUCCACAGAGGGAAACUGCUACCUUGUGGGCAGCAACAGCGAGAUUUCUGAGUCACGCCUGGGAGCAGAUGCAUCCUCAUUUACAAUCUUGAAGGGUGGAUUUAUGGGGAAUCCCGUGCACCCAGCUUGGGCUUCUUCCAACUGCGCAACGACAGUCAUGCCUACUGGCGUAUCUUCUGCUUUAGUGCGUGAUUUUACAGAAUUGCCGCAAGAACAACAACAGCCGAGUCUUCUUCGGGCCUCCAGCGGCCGCGGUGUCUGCCUUGUGUGCGUGACCCUGGAUGAGAUUGUGAUCUCCUCCGUGGGUAGCGAACUGUUCCUUUCAGCACAACAAAGUUCCGUGCCUCUGGCUGUCUCGCGCGGCUUGAACUUUGCUGGUGGUGAUGGUAUACAUGGGUGGAACGAGACGCGUAGUAGCUUCGGCAUCACCGCGGAAGGUGGGGCCCAUUUUGUUGACGAAAUGGAUGAAAGGGAGGAGGAGUUGAUGCUACAAUUGGGCACUGCAUUGCUUGAAGCCGAAGGCUACGCAGACCCGACAGCUCUUUUCUCUCCAGAAGAACGGCGUUUUGCGGCUCGGAUGUUGUGUGCCGCGGGUUACACAGAGCGGGAGUGGGAAUUACUGUGGCAGAUGGAUGCAGAGUUAUCGGAAUGA
Messenger RNA from Trypanosoma cruzi, 2349 nucleotides. Its product is annotated as FG-GAP repeat protein, putative. The transcript has a single exon. The record is from RefSeq and is a predicted model, not a curated record. NCBI's taxonomy places the organism in Eukaryota, Euglenozoa, Kinetoplastea, Trypanosomatida, Trypanosomatidae. Bases 1 to 2349 code for a protein of 782 amino acids.